Molecule: messenger RNA, 1252 nt
Organism: Cyprinus carpio (common carp)
Lineage: Eukaryota; Metazoa; Chordata; Actinopteri; Cypriniformes; Cyprinidae
Product: cornifelin homolog B-like
Exons: 5
Coding region: 231-761 (176 amino acids)
Source: RefSeq, a predicted model, not a curated record
AUUUAAUAUUAUUUGUAAUUGAAGUAAAUGAAAGUGAAUGUAGAACAGUGCCAUAAACUGUUGAUUUGAUUUCUCUGGUAAGAAUGCAAAGAGUGAGGGGAGGAGAGAUUCCAUCACAUCCAUUCAUGAUAAAUCAGACAACACAACCUCUUUUUCCUUUUACUUACUUCACUGAAUAUGAUUUCAGACAAAGCUGGAGCAGUUGCACUAGAAGAUAAGAUCAAAUCAUUAUGGCGACUGUAGUUGUGCAGCAGCCACUCGGCAAGGCUGGGACAGAAGCUUGGAAUUCAGGAAUAUGUGACUGUUGCGAGGACUUGAGCUCUUGCUGCUAUGCGUACUGGUGCUUUCCUUGCUUUACCUGCUCCACCACUGGAGAGUUUGGGGAGAGCACCUGUCUGCCUCUGCUGGACAUAUUGGGCCCAGCUCUCAUGGCUGCGUUUGGAAUUGGAGUAUGUGUUCCACCUGUGGGUCUGGCAAUGAGGGUGGCAGUUCGCUACAAAUAUCAAAUUGGGGGCAGUCUCUGUGAGGACAUCAUGGUAUCUUGCUGUUGCAUCUGGUGUUCUUGGUGUCAGAUGAGUAGAGAAAUCAAAGCACGUAAAAAAGUCAUCAAAGUAGUGCAAAGAAAUCCCUUGUUGCAGCCAGUUCCAAUGGCAGUUAACCCACAAGUUGUCGCUAUGCAGCAGCCGACAGUGAUCGGUGCCGCACCGGUAGGAGUUGGUCCUGCAGUCCAGACAGCACCAAUGAAGACAGCUGCUAUGUAGAAGUUCACCGCAGGUCUGCCACAUGUAUCUUGCUUAAAUAAUAUCAUAAGGGAUUCAUAGAGUAAUAGCUAUCCAGUUUAAUCAAUAUCAAUGAUUUUGUGUGAACGGCUCAGGUGCACUUGGAAAAUAUGUUUAUAUUGUACACUUUAUAUUGUUUAUUAUUUGUAUUUGUUUUCUUGUUUGGUUUAACUAAUCAGACUUAUUAAAUUUUUUUUUUUUUAAACAUUAAAAAAAGUCUUGUUUUCUUCAACACUGAUGAUUCUUGAUGAUAAAGCCAUUUUGUCUUUUAAUAACUUUGAGUCUUAUAUAGCAGAAGUGAGGACAACUGAUGAACUGAAUAAAUAGAUAAACUGAGUUAUAUGCGGCUUACUUAUUUACAGUAUGCAGUGUUCUUCAAAAAUGCAAAUAGGAUGACAUUUGUCAAAAACUAUAGCAUUUAAUUGUAACUGAAGUGGUUGUAUAUAGACAAAAUAAAUUACAAUUGAAAUGUU